GACUUCAAAUAAAUUCCCUGUUCGUCCGCAGCUCAUGAGGAUCUGGACCAAAGAGGAGCGAGAGACGAAUGAAACUUAAGACACUUUUACGCGCGUAAAGACACCGGUUUUUUUUAUUACAGUGGAUGAACUGCUCGCGAUUUAAGGAAAUGACCCGGACCUGCACGUGCAUCUGCGGUGAAUCUGAGAGCAGCAGCCCAUCUCUCAGGGGACAAUGGAGAUCCACAACCUGCGUUUACUCAGCACGCCUCGCAUGAACGGUAUUCCCACAGAAGUCUCGGCGCGUCCUCAAAGAACUCCCCAUCUCCCGAUCGAUUCUUAGGAUAUGCUGGUUUUGAUUCAGACGCCUCGCACAAACUUUCCAGACGUUUCCCAGUAACAGUUAGACAUGCAGAGCCGUGGUGCGGCUAGAAGCUCGGCCGGGCUGUCCGCGGUGCGCUCCUGCCUCCUGCUCCUCUUCAUCCACAUGAGCGCACCGCUGGAGGCGAGGAGAGUGCGCGGCGGCCGGGCGCAAACUCGGCGGCUGCAGCAGCAACAGCAGCAGACCCCGGCGUACAGGGAGCGGGCUGAGGGAGCGGAGAGCUUCCCGUUAGACUUCACCGCCGUGGAGGGCAACAUGGACAACUUCAUGGUGCAGAUAAAGAACCUUGCGCAGUCACUGUAUCCGUGCUCCGCUCAAAAGCUGGACCAAGACAUGAAGCUGCACUUUUUGAAGAAUGUUUCUGUGACUUGUAAUGACGGGUCACCUGCGGGGUACUACAUCAAGGAGUCCAAAGGCAGCAAGCGGUGGCUGCUGUUCCUGGAAGGUGGAUGGUACUGCUUCAACAGGCAGACGUGCGACAGCAGGUACGAGACCAUGAGGAGACUGAUGAGCUCCACCAAGUGGCCGCAGACCAGAACAGGGACGGGCAUUUUGUCGCCGCAGCCGGAGGAAAAUCCUCACUGGUGGAACGCCAACAUGGUGUUCAUCCCUUACUGCUCCAGCGACGUGUGGAGCGGAGCCACCCCGAAGACGGAUCAAAAUGAUUACGCCUUCAUGGGCUCUCUGAUCAUCAGGGAGGUGGUGAACGAGCUGCUGACGAAGGGUCUGGACAACGCCAAGGUCCUGCUCCUGGCGGGCAGCAGCGCGGGCGGCACCGGCGUCCUGCUCAACGUGGACCAAGUUGCGGAGCAGCUGGAGUCGCUGGGACACAGAGGGGUGCAGGUCAGGGGCCUGGCCGACUCUGGAUGGUUCCUGGACAACAAGCAGUACAAGUUCACCGACUGCCUGGACACCAUCAGCUGCGCCCCCACCGAGGCCAUAAAGAGAGGCAUCAGGUACUGGGGCGGGCUGGUGCCAGAGAGCUGCAGACAGGCUCACGUGGGAGAGGAGUGGAACUGCUUCUUCGGGUACAAAGUCUACCCCACGUUAAAGAGCCCCGUGUUUGUGGUGCAGUGGCUGUUUGACGAGGCCCAGCUGACGGUGGACAACAUCCACCUGACGGGGCAGCCCGUCCACGAGGGCCAGUGGAGGUACAUCCAGAACCUGGGGCAGGAGCUGAGGAGCACGCUGCGCGACGUACCGGCCAUGUUUGUUCCGGCGUGUCUGUCUCAUGAGCUCAUUACCAGAACCUACUGGAUGGACAUCCAGGUGAAAGGCACGUCCCUGCCCAGAGCCCUCCACUGCUGGGACCGCAGCCUCCAGGACAGCGUCAACGCCAACAGCAGCAGCCACAGCCACCAGAAGCACAGGACCCCUCCGGUGAGAGGCUGCCCCGUGCACCUGAUGGACAGCUGCCCCUGGCCGCACUGCAACCCCUCCUGCCCCACCAUACGAGACCAGCUGACGGGACAGGAGAUGAGCGCCAUCCAGUUCCUGAAGCACAUGGGCUUCGACGUGCAGAAGAUGGCCCAGCAGCAGGGCAUGGACCCCAGGAAGCUGCUGGGCAUGCUCAACAACGGGAACUGAAUCAAACAGAACUGCAGGUUUAAGACUUCAAAACUCAAGAGACACGUCGUCUCCUGUCACACACACACAAAAAAAAAAAAAGAAACUCAGCGACUCCAACACAAAGUGCCUCGUGAAGACAUCGUUGAGUCAGACACAAUCAAGCAAGAAGGUUUGAGCUGUUUAAAUACAAUAUAUGGGAUCGGAUCAACAUAAGAUAUACAGAUAUGCUAUUAUUUUUGACGAGCCGGGCACACUACGCGCCCGUGUGUGUAUACAGUGACACGUACUGUAUAAUGUGUAUGUGCGGGUGAGAUUAUCACGAUAGCCGUCUAAACUAGUCCGUAGAGCUUUGACGGGAAAAGCACUGGACUGACAACACCUCCCGGGUCCGUCCUGGGCUCUCCCUGCAUGCGUGAGGGGAGGAUCUGCGGGGAUUCGGUGCUCUCUUCUGUCCACGCUAAAAACCACGUUCAGAGAUCCGUCUAUGGUGCUGCUGUUUCUACCCUCUCCACCAAAUAUGCUGCUUUUUUCUCUUUAUGGAAAAAAAAUAAUAAUUUAAUGGGUAACAUUUACUAAUAAAAGACUGAGAUAAUUACAUUGUUCUUCAGGCCACGGUUAAAUGCUUUAUUUAUUUUUCUACUGAAAAGUAUCUUUUAUAUUUCCUCAUAGUCGGACACAGUUAACCAUCAUAACAAUGUCUACAUACAUUUUACUUUUUUUUUUUUAAACUGUAUGCUUGUAGUGUGUAUUGAGUCCAUAUUAUUUUUCAGGCUGUAAAGUUUGUAUUUUCUUGUACUGUAGUAGUGGCCACAGCUUAUAUAAGCACUAAUAAAUACAAAGACAUGCUGAUUUGA
This is a messenger RNA of Mugil cephalus (flathead mullet), 2784 nucleotides long. RefSeq names its product notum, palmitoleoyl-protein carboxylesterase b (gene notum1b). Gene Ontology annotation, molecular function: hydrolase activity. Lineage: Eukaryota; Metazoa; Chordata; Actinopteri; Mugiliformes; Mugilidae. The coding region runs from base 389 to 1948 and encodes 519 amino acids. The record is from RefSeq and is a predicted model, not a curated record. The transcript is spliced from 11 exons.